Messenger RNA from Lasiodiplodia theobromae, 552 nucleotides. Its product is annotated as Amidohydrolase. Lineage: Eukaryota; Fungi; Ascomycota; Dothideomycetes; Botryosphaeriales; Botryosphaeriaceae. The coding region runs from base 1 to 552 and encodes 183 amino acids. The record is from RefSeq and is a predicted model, not a curated record. The transcript has a single exon.
AUGUCCCACAAAACCGAAACAUCUCGACCCCGCCCCACCGCCCUCGAAAUCGAUCCCUCCUCCCCGGGCACCAUCGUCCGCGCCGCCAUGCUCCUCGAGUCCUGCUUCAACAUCUUCCUCGCGCACGGCAUGUUCUUCCACCCGCACGACACCUCCGUCCAGCUCUUCUUUGACGGCGCCACCACUGCUGCUUCCCCUUCCGUCGCCGACGCAGCCCUUGUCUCCCUCCUCAUGCAAUGGAUCGGCACCUGGACUGUCGCCACGACCGUGCCACUCCUCCUCGCGCUACCUAAUCGCCCCGGCGCCAUCGAGAAGCGCGUCACCGCGUACACGGCGCUGGGAACGAUGGAGGCGCUGUUUGUGCCGUUCCUGGUCUACCAUGCGCGGGCGGAGGGCGGCGGGGCUGCGGGUUUGAGCUGGGAGAAGGUGUUUGGUGGACUGGUUGUGCCGAUGGUGGGGGCGCUCACGUUCAGGUUGUGGGUGUUGUUUGUUAAGCCGGGGUGGAUGGGAAGGUAUAGGGUUGUAGGAGGGUCGGCGGGUAAGGAGGGCUGA